AUGGAAUUCAGAGCUUUCCAGUAUUCGCAGACCUUGAUCUAUGCAAUAGAGGAGAUCAACAACAGUUCGUCUUUACUGCCUGGAGUCUCACUGGGCUAUAAGAUCUUUGAUACUUGUGGUUCUGCAACACAGGGGGUCAAAGUAGCAAUGACUCUUGUGAAUGGAAAUGAGAACUCAGUUUCAGAUCAGAUCUGCACAAAGCCAGCUCAUGUGCAAGCCAUAAUAGGAGAGACAUUUUCAUCAGUGUCCAUGGCUAUAGCAAAGAGUAUUGGACCUUUCAGCAUCCCCUUAAUAAGUUACCAUUCUACCUGUGAGUGUCUGAGUGAUAAAAGGAAAUAUCCCUCAUUUCUGCGCACUAUUCCCAGUGAUUAUUACCAGACCAUAGCACUUGCAGAGUUGGUCAAAAACUUUGGCUGGACCUGGGUGGGAGCAAUAAAAAGAGAUGAUGACUAUGGUAACAGUGGAAUGGCUGCAUUUAUUAAAAUUGCAGAACAACUGGGUAUAUGUGUAGAAUAUUCCCUUCCAUUUUUUAUAACAUAUUCAAAAGAAAGAGUCUUGAGAAUUGUUGAGCAAAUUAAAAGCGCUACUUCUCGAGUGAUAGUGGGAUUUGUCACUCCCCGGGAAUUUGAGAUUUUAUUUCAAGUAUUUGCUGAACACAACAUCACUGGAUACCAGUGGGUGGGAACUGAGGGAUGGAUUGCUGAUCCAGUAGCAGCCACACUGGAUAAGUACAAUAUAUUGCAAGGAGCUAUAGGGCUAGCUAUUCCCAAAACAACGGUAACAGGUCUGAAGGACUUCAUUCUAGAUGUAAAACCACUGAAAUCAGUAGGCAGUGCCAUUUUUACAAAAUUCUGGGAGGCUUUGUUUACCUGUACAUAUAGAGGACAGAAUAAUUCAGUGGGCAUGCCAAUGUGCACAGGUGAAGAGAAACUGUCUGAAGUGAUAAACACCUUCACUGACAUGUCCAUGAUGCCCAUUUUCAAUAAUGUAUAUAAAGGAGUGUAUGCCAUUGCCCAUACACUCCAUGAACUUCUUGGCUGCAAACAAACAUGUCCUACAAAGACGCAGCCUGAUCCUUUCACACCCAUCUGCUGUUUCGACUGCAUACCAUGUGCUGCUGGAGAGAUCAGUAAUAUGUCAGAUUCAGUUGAAUGUGAACGGUGCCAACAAGAUUAUUGGUCAAAUGCAGACAAGAAUAAAUGUGUAAAGAAGGAAGUUGAAUAUUUGUCCUAUCAGGAAACAAUGGGAAUUUUGCUAACAGUGGUUUCUAUUGGUGGUUCAUUGAUGACAAUAGUAAUAGCAUUUAUAUUUUUAAAAUAUAAAAAUACACCAAUAGUAAAAGCCAACAACUCUGAACUGAGCUUCCUUCUGCUCUUUUCUCUGACUCUGUGUUUCCUCUGUUCACUUACUUUCAUUGGACAGCCCUCUGAGUGGUCCUGUAUGCUGCGCCACACAGCAUUUGGAAUUACCUUUGUCCUUUGCAUCUCCUGUGUUCUGGGAAAAACUAUAGUGGUGUUAAUGGCCUUCAGGGCUACACUUCCAGGCAGUAAUGUCAUGAAAUGGUUUGGGCCUCCACAACAGAGACUCAGUGUACUUGUCUUCACUCUCAUACAGGUCCUUAUUUGUGUGCUUUGGUUGAUGAUAUCCCCCCCAUUCCCUUUCAGAAAUCUCAUGCACUAUAAGGAAAAGAUCAUUCUUGAAUGCAGUUUGGGCUCAACCAUAGGUUUCUGGGCUGUGCUGGGUUACAUAGGACUUUUAGCACUUUUAUGUUUUAUUUUAGCUUUUCUAGCUAGGAAGCUUCCAGAUAAUUUUAAUGAAGCUAAAUUCAUAACAUUCAGCAUGGUAAUGUUCUGUGCAGUUUGGAUUGCUUUUAUUCCAGCUUAUGUCAGUUCUCCUGGAAAAUUCACUGUAGCUGUAGAGAUAUUUGCUAUUUUAGCAUCAAGCUUUGGUUUACUAUUCUGUAUCUUUCUUCCAAAGUGUUACAUAAUCAUCCUGAAGCCAGAGAAAAACACUAAAAAACAAAUUAUGGGAAAAGUGCCUGUUCAAUAAGUUAAUAGUUUAAAUAUGCAUGAUUAAUAUUGACCAACAUGA
This is a messenger RNA of Ictalurus furcatus (blue catfish), 2091 nucleotides long. Its product is annotated as extracellular calcium-sensing receptor-like. Gene Ontology annotation, cellular component: membrane. The coding region runs from base 1 to 2049 and encodes 682 amino acids. The transcript has 4 exons. Lineage: Eukaryota; Metazoa; Chordata; Actinopteri; Siluriformes; Ictaluridae. Gene Ontology annotation, molecular function: G protein-coupled receptor activity. Gene Ontology annotation, biological process: G protein-coupled receptor signaling pathway. The record is from RefSeq and is a predicted model, not a curated record.